Aureococcus anophagefferens is the source of this 915-nucleotide messenger RNA. RefSeq lists its product as hypothetical. Bases 1 to 915 code for a protein of 304 amino acids. NCBI's taxonomy places the organism in Eukaryota, Pelagophyceae, Pelagomonadales, Pelagomonadaceae. The transcript is spliced from 2 exons. The record is from RefSeq and is a predicted model, not a curated record.
AUGCAGCUCACGGAGAAGCCCAUCGACGCCUGCAUCAUCUCGCCGGGCUUCGUGAAGCCGACCAUGCUCGUGGAGAACGGGCUCAAAUUGAACGACCAGAUGUGGGCCGCGUGCAAGGCCCGCCUCGGCACGGACCGGGCGAAGGACGAGUACGGGCCGCUGCUCGACACGUUCAUCAAGUACUCCCUCGCGGAGAAGGGCACCCACGUGUCCGAGGUCGCGAAGCGCAUCCGCCUCGCGCUCCAGGCGGGCCGGCCGCUCCACGGCUACAAGGUCGGGCCGGACUCGCGCGCGACGCCCGUCGCGGGGCUGCUGCCCGUGCCGCUCCAGGACUUCGUCAUGAAGGCCCAGGCGAAGCUCACGGAGCUCGCGCCCCACGAGCGCGAGCUCCUGGACGUGGACCUCCACGCGCACCGGCGGGGCUCGCCGGCGACGCACCCGGAGCUCCUCACCUUCUACGAGCUCGCGGGCAUCGACCGCCAGUCCGUGCAGACGCAGAGCAUGGCGCUGAAGAAGGCGCGGCGCGCCGUGCGGCCCCUCUUCGACGACCUCGUCCGCGACAAGUCCGCCGAGCGCGAGAUCAAGGCGGACAAGCACAAGGUGCUCACGACCGUGCGGCGCCGCGGCGACCAGCUCCGCUUCGCGUCCGCGGUGAUGCGCGCGGACAAGGACGUCGUCCUCGCCGCCGUCGCCACCUGCGGCCGCGCGCUCGAGCACGCGUCCCACGACCUCCGCGACGACAAGGACGUCGUCCUCGCCGCCGUCCGCAGCGACGUCACCGCGCUCCGCUGGGCGUCCGUCGCGCUCCGCGCGGACCACGACGUCUUCGACGUCGCCAUGAACCAGCAGCCGACGGCGUCGCGCCACGACGUCGCCAAGAGGCCCCGGCCCCUCGUCCGCGACCACAUGUGUUAA